Glycine soja is the source of this 823-nucleotide messenger RNA. Its product is annotated as mavicyanin-like. The transcript has 2 exons. Bases 69 to 656 code for a protein of 195 amino acids. The record is from RefSeq and is a predicted model, not a curated record. Gene Ontology annotation, molecular function: electron transfer activity. NCBI's taxonomy places the organism in Eukaryota, Viridiplantae, Streptophyta, Magnoliopsida, Fabales, Fabaceae. Gene Ontology annotation, cellular component: plasma membrane.
GGGUUGCCGCCAUUUAUUGCUUCUAUACAUACAUUGUUGGGAGAAAAAGAAUUAGACAACAAUUAACCAUGGCAUCCCGUUUGUUCGUCCUUUGUACUUGUGUGAUCAUUUUCAUGGCUGCCACCAAUACUUGUGUUGUUGAAGCUUCCGUGCUAUUCAAAGUUGGUGGUGGCUUCGGUUGGCAUGAACCUGCAGGCAACAACAAUACUGAUCAAUUUUAUAUCCAAUGGGCUGAAAGGAACAGAUUUCAAGUUGGUGAUGCUCUUGUUUUUGAGUACCAGAAUGACUCAGUUCUAAGUGUGGAGAAAUUGGAUUACAUGAAUUGUGACGCAAGUAACCCCAUCACUGCCUUUGACAAUGGGAAUAGCACUUUUAAUCUUGAUAGGCCAGGGAACUUCUACUUCAUCAGUGGAACCGAUGAUCACUGCAAGAAUGGCCAAAAAAUACUUGUGGAUGUGAUGCAUCCACAUUCUAUCCUUAAAUCUCCACCACCCAUUUCCCUUUCACCUUCCCUUCCACCUGAAGGGUUUCCACCAAUGGCUCCUCCACCUUCUGAUGAUCAAACCUUAGAGGCUUCAUCAGCCUCAGUGCUGCUUACUACUAUUUUUAUGUCUCUUUUCGUCACAUUUGUUAGUGUCAUGCUGUUGGCAUUUUGAAUGUGUUGUUCAGGUUACAAUGGACAACUAGUUAAUUGUUUUUCUUUUGUUUAUUGCUUCUGGAAUCUCAGUUGUUUAGGUUAAUUAGGCCUUACCAUUCCAACUUUCAAUUUUUUUCCCUCUUCUGGUCACUUUAAUUAAUAUCAUUGUUGUUGUUGUUUUUUAUA